AUGACCAAAAGGAAAACCAAGACAGCCAAAACGGCUCCCGACGGCGCAAGCAACGUUCCAAACAGCGGUGGCGUACCAAGGAACGAAGUCGGAUUUUUCCCUUUCGCCCGGUACACUUCUGUCGUCGGUGUCCAUACGACUUUACUUCUCUUCACCGCAUUUUUUCUGCCGCGGACAAGGAUACUCUCGGACUUGGCCCAACGGAGUGUCGAUUUUAGCCAGUUGACGUCGCGUGACAGACCUCAGCACCCUUUUCUGGAGGCAUUGACCGCCAGCCCAGCUAUUACUGUCGCGUGUAUGUGUGCUGGCAGCGUCGUGUUGCAGGGCUGGUGGGGAGGCUGGAUCAGAGAUUGGUGGUUCGACUACACCUCAAGGGGAUUUGAGGAUAGUACUCGUGUACAAAAGGCGGAUUUUAACAGCCGGAAGCUGUCCGCACUUAGAAAUGCGUGGGCACUGACCCUCGCAAGCUCCGCCUUAUUCCACGCCAUACUCGUGCUUUUCGGGGUACCGCUCUUGAGCCACUGGUUACAGACCUAUCUUCUAGCGCUUUUCUUGUCUAUUCUCGUCAUCUUUACGCCCGCAUAUACCUACGGACCACCCACGCUGUCUUCUGAUACAGAGUCCCUGGUUGUCAGGAUGACUUGGGUCAGGGUUUUCGCCGAGUUUUCCGUAAGGACGCCUGUAGAGCGAGCCAUCGUCUAUCCAGCUGUAGGCACUUUGGUCGGCUGUUGGGUCGGCGCAGUCCCCAUCGCGCUCGAUUGGGAUCGGCCAUGGCAGGCGCGUUGUCUUUCUUGA
This is a messenger RNA of Desarmillaria tabescens, 795 nucleotides long. RefSeq names its product GPI biosynthesis protein family Pig-F-domain-containing protein. Lineage: Eukaryota; Fungi; Basidiomycota; Agaricomycetes; Agaricales; Physalacriaceae. The coding region runs from base 1 to 795 and encodes 264 amino acids. The transcript has 4 exons. Gene Ontology annotation, biological process: GPI anchor biosynthetic process. The record is from RefSeq and is a predicted model, not a curated record. Gene Ontology annotation, cellular component: endoplasmic reticulum membrane.